Messenger RNA from Hibiscus syriacus, 671 nucleotides. RefSeq names its product DNA-binding protein DDB_G0278111-like. Gene Ontology annotation, cellular component: nucleus; cytosol. The transcript is spliced from 7 exons. The record is from RefSeq and is a predicted model, not a curated record. Bases 135 to 521 code for a protein of 128 amino acids. Lineage: Eukaryota; Viridiplantae; Streptophyta; Magnoliopsida; Malvales; Malvaceae. Gene Ontology annotation, molecular function: DNA binding.
UUUAAAGGAAAAUCCAACAUAAAUCGCAUACUGCUGAAGCUAAAAGUCUGCGGGAAUCUCUCCCUGGUGAAGAAGCCUUUCAACCUGCUCUCUUUGGUGGUGUGUAGGAGGGAUAUCCAGUAACUCUUCAAUCAAUGGCUGAUCCUGAACUAGAAGCAAUUAGACAAAGAAGGAUGCAAGAGCUAAUGGCUCGACAAGGGACGGGGAGUCAACAAAACCCUGAGCAACAGAAAGCUCAGGAAGAGGCCAAGAGGGAGGCCGAUGAACGGAGGCAAAUGAUGCUUAGUCAGAUUUUGUCCAGUGAAGCUCGCGAAAGACUUGCUAGAAUUGCCUUGGUAAAACCUGAGAAGGCUAGGGGUGUGGAGGAUGUUCUACUUAGAGCUGCUCAGACAGGUCAGAUAGUUGAGAAGGUUUCCGAGGAGAGACUUAUAUCACUGCUGGAACAGAUAAACACCCAAACAACUAAACGGACCAAAGUCACGAUCCAGAGGCGCCGGAGCGUUCUUGAUGACGAUGACUAGUUCAAACUCUAAAUGUGAAAUCUUCUGCUUCAUUCGUAGACCCCAUUUUCAAUGGAUUUGUAUUUUCAAACUGUAUUUACUUUGCAAGCCGUAUUAAUGCUAUCCUGAGCAAUAAAGCUGGUGUGUAAGUUGAAAUAUUAUUGAGGCUGA